This is a messenger RNA of Trichosurus vulpecula (common brushtail), 1506 nucleotides long. It is a transcript of the gene KLK14, whose product is annotated as kallikrein related peptidase 14. Bases 250 to 999 code for a protein of 249 amino acids. Gene Ontology annotation, biological process: proteolysis. Gene Ontology annotation, molecular function: serine-type endopeptidase activity. The record is from RefSeq and is a predicted model, not a curated record. NCBI's taxonomy places the organism in Eukaryota, Metazoa, Chordata, Mammalia, Diprotodontia, Phalangeridae. The transcript has 5 exons.
CUCACGGACCAGUCCUUCUGUGCCAGACAACCCUUCCCCAGAGACACCUGGCCCCUGGCCUCUUAUCUGCUUGUUCUUCCCCCAGCCUCUACAGCCCUCCCUCCAGUGAGGGGCGCCUAUGCUGCUCUGUCUGUGUCUCACCCCACCGAUCUCUGUAUCUGGAUUUCUGAGUAUAAAUGUUUCUGUGAGCCAUUUUUUUAGCUGCUUAUUGUCAGACCUCCCCUACCCCAAAUAGGAAACUCUUCAGAAAUGUUCUUCCUGUUCUUAACGCUGCCUCUCCUGUGGGUUGCUGCCAAUGCAGAUGGGAGUGAGGAUAAGAUCAUUGGUGGUCAGACUUGUAUUCCCCACUCCCAGCCCUGGCAGGCUGGGCUGUUCAUCAAUCAGAAUUUCCACUGUGGGGGUGUCCUGCUGUCCAAUCGCUGGGUCCUCACUGCAGCUCACUGUAACCACUGGAACCUUCGAGUGGUCUUGGGAAAACACAAUAUCAAACGCCGGGAGUCCUAUCAGCAAUGGGUCAGGGUGAAACGCCGGAUUCCCUACCCCAACUACAACUCCAGGACCACCAACAAUGACCUCAUGCUACUCUACCUGGAGAGUCCAGUGAGGCUGACCCGCCAAGUUCAACCCAUUCAGCUGGCAAAAGACUGUGCCAAUCCCGGCACAAGCUGCCUGGUGUCUGGCUGGGGUACUGUGUCCAGUCCUUUUGCUGUAUUUCCCAGCACCCUUCAGUGCCUGAGGAUUAGCAUCAUAUCUGAGGAAAGAUGCAAAAAUAUUUACCACAGAGCCAUCACUCCCGGCAUGGUCUGUGCUGGGCAUGAAGAAGGUGGGAAGGACUCUUGCCAGGGUGACUCUGGAGGCCCCUUGGUGUGCAAUGGGGCCCUGCAGGGCCUGGUGUCAUGGGGCAUGGAACGCUGCGCCCUGCCCCAGUAUCCUGGUGUUUAUACCAACCUGUGCCGUUACCGGACCUGGAUCCUAAGUGAAAUGCAGAAGAAUUAUUGACAAGCUCCCCUGACAACCCCAGGAAGAUUGCCCAUUCUAACCCAUCCCCAGUCCUGCCCUCAGGGACAGGUGGCCUGAAACUACAGCCCCACAGCCAAGGACAGGACUCAGCUAUCCUGACUUCCCAACCAUGGACCUCUGGACGACCCAGGUUUCCUUAGACCCAUCUCUAGUCUGGAUUUGGAUGAAUGGAAAGGGAAUCAAGAGGAUUUAGAGAUGGAAAGGAUUUUAGACCCUGAAAAUAGCAGGUCUGGAAAAGAACCUCUAAUUUUUACAAAUGAGGAAACUGAGGGUAAAAGUAACCUCCUAAUGUCACAUAGCUAGCGUGUAACAAUUCAAGACUAGUGUUCUCUCCCUGAUCCUGAUGUCUGAAGGUAGAUCUAUCCUUAACCUCCGAAAUACCCUUGCCCCUCAUGAAUCUACUGCCCUGCUCAGGUAUCCAGAGUAAUAGGUAACUUAGGUCCCUCUUGGUCACUCCUCCCCCAACAGUCUUAAAUUAAUAAAAUG